Messenger RNA from Leguminivora glycinivorella, 1025 nucleotides. It is a transcript of the gene Pfdn5, whose product is annotated as prefoldin subunit 5. The coding region runs from base 126 to 611 and encodes 161 amino acids. The record is from RefSeq and is a predicted model, not a curated record. NCBI's taxonomy places the organism in Eukaryota, Metazoa, Arthropoda, Insecta, Lepidoptera, Tortricidae. Gene Ontology annotation, biological process: protein folding; regulation of DNA-templated transcription. Gene Ontology annotation, cellular component: cytoplasm; prefoldin complex. The transcript is spliced from 3 exons.
UUGCAUUUGGCUAAUGGUUUCACACGGCUUUUCUUUUGUGUGAGGUUAAUAGAAAAUAUGCUAUAGUUGCGUUUCCAAGCAAUAUUUACAACUAGUUAUUGUAUUGGUCCGAUAUUUCUCACAAAAUGGCAUCAGUUUCUACCGCUCCAGCGCCGGGUAUGCACCAAAUCGACUUGUCUAAGUUAAAUCUUCACCAGUUGGCUCAGCUCAAGCAACAACUGGACCAAGAGCUAAAUGUCUUCCAAGAUUCUCUUUCAACUCUAAAGAUGGCUCAAGGCAAAUUCGUCGAGUCUGGCGAGAGCAUGGACAAAAUUACACCUAGCACCAAAGGCAAGAGUAUUCUGGUACCUCUCACAGGCUCCAUGUAUGUGCCCGGUACCAUAGCAGAUACUGAACAUGUAGUAAUAGACAUAGGCACAGGAUAUUAUGCUCAAAAGGACAUAAAAGGUGCUAAAGACUAUUUCAAAAGGAAAACCCAGUUUGUAACAGAACAAAUGGAGAAAAUCCAAGUCAUGGGUAUUGAGAAAUCAAAGGUCCGAGAAGCAAUCUGUAUGAUGAUGGAAAUGAAGCUGCAGGCUCAAGCGCAGGAGCAGAAGCCUUCCACCUCAUAACAAUAGAACACACUGACUCGCUUGCUUGAAUAACAUAUUAAUUUAAUUAAUUAUUUACUUUGUAUUAAUACUGGUAUUAAAGACUAUAUUAUGGAAUUUCACAACAUGUUUAAUAAGGGUUUUCAGCAAUAAUAAUGAUAUUUUAUGAAGCAUUUGUACAGUAUUAUGUCAUACAUUCUACAGCAAGAAUAGGAAAUACUAACAUGCAGAAUUAAAUUUAGUGUAUUUCAGAAUGGCUAGUUUUUAUUCUUCUGUGUAAUGAGAAUUAUCUAGUUGUAUUUUACAUCUCUUCAUCUAAAUUAUUAAUUGAUUGUCAAUUGAUUUGCUUUGAGUUCUGUUUGAAAAAUGCUUUUGUAACUAAUGUGAAAAUGCUUGUAAGGUCUUUAAUUGGAAAACAUGUUUUAUCAAUCACAA